Nematolebias whitei (Rio pearlfish) is the source of this 2284-nucleotide messenger RNA. RefSeq names its product 52 kDa repressor of the inhibitor of the protein kinase. The coding region runs from base 1 to 2163 and encodes 720 amino acids. The transcript has 5 exons. NCBI's taxonomy places the organism in Eukaryota, Metazoa, Chordata, Actinopteri, Cyprinodontiformes, Rivulidae. The record is from RefSeq and is a predicted model, not a curated record.
AUGCAGAACAUUAUCUGCGCUGUGCAGAACUGCUCCGGUGGUUCAUCGGACCCUCAGCCGAUCUUCCGGUUUCCUCAUGAUCCCCAAAGGUGCAAGAAGUGGGUUGACCAUUGCCAGAGGAAGGAGCUCCUGGAGAAACCGGCGGAGCAGCUGUUCAGAUACUACAGACUGUGUGGGAAACAUUUUGACACGUCUGCGUUUGAUGGUGAUGCUCCAGGUACAGUGCUGAAAGUUGAUGCCGUACCAACUAUUUUUGAUUUGGCACCUCAACCUCAAACUGAACAAGUGAAGCGUGCUAAAGAGACGGCCAAAGAUGAAGAAACGAGCAGUAAGGGGAGAAAACGAAUCAAGAAGUGUCAAGAUGAGGUCUCUCAGGAAGAUACCCAGGUGGUACCAGAAGAACAACAAAAGUAUCUCAAGUGUUUAUUUGAAGCACUUCUUCUAUUGGGAAAGCAAAGCAUUCCACCUUCAGGGUCAGCUGAUGAUGAAGGCCUUAGAUCAAGCAGCUUUCAUGCUUUGCUACAAUGUAGCAUGAACUGUGGAGAAGAAGUGCUGAAGGAGAGGUACGAUGCCUCAAAGCAGUGCUGCUUCUCAGAGGAGCUCCAUCAGUUGGUUGAGGUGUGUGAGAGUUAUGUGCGCAGUAAGGUGAUAGAGGAAGUUAAACAAAACGGCUUUUUUUCUUUGCUCACCGAUGAGCCUGUGAAGAUCUCUAGCGACUGGUGCCUCCCAGUCUUUCUUCGUUUUGUGGCACAGUCUCAGUGCUUGCAGGAAAGAUUUGUGGGGUUCUUGAGCAUUGAAGAAGAUGGAGAUGUUGUGGCUGAAAAAAUGUUGUCCAUAUUGACGGACCAAUGGGGUUUAGAUAUGGACCAGUGUAGAAGCCAAGCCCACUCCUGCUCCGGGACACGUUUCAGUAAAGUCAAAGCUUUUGCUGCCAAAGUGACUGAGAGAUAUCCAAAGGCCGUGCUUACCUUUAAAUCUACUCAUGCCUUGAACGUGUCACUGGCCAAUAGUAUCAGACUCUCGGGCGUUCAGCUUGUCAUGUCCACCUUUAAGAAGAUUGAGUCCUUUUUCUGUGAGUCACCUUUGUUACAAUUAGAGUUUGAGCAUGCCAUUUCCAUUUUCUACCCGGACAAAGAAGACAAAGCCAACGAGCUGAAGGAGAUCUGCCGUACCAGCUGGACCAAACGAAACGAUGCAUUUGAGGUGGCAAUGGAAGUCAUCGAGGCGCUGCUACUCUGUGUGGACAGUGUGCACGACAACGAGGACAUGAGGUGGACGGACCAAGUCACACACAAUGCAUUAGACAUCUCAAAAGCACUGACUGAUUUUGAGUUCAUCAUGGCGUUACUGGUGCUGAAGAACGUUACAGUGCUCACCCAGGCUUUUGGGAAAAACCUUCAAGGGGAAGCAGCAGAAGCCCAUUCAGCUGCAGUUUGUUCAAAAGCUGUAACGGACUCCCUGAAGGAAAUGUCUGACAACAUGGACGUGUAUCAUGACUUCUGGUAUGACGAGGCUGUUAACCUAGCCACAGCUAUGGAGAUCCCAGUGAAAGUUCCUCGACUGUUCUUGAGAAAGCACCAAGGAGAACCUGGAACUAUUCAGCCAGACACUUACUAUAAGGAGAACCUGUCUGUUCCCAUUGUGAACCACAUCAUCAAGGAACUGAAUGAGCUCUUCUGUGACACCCACUUGAAGUCCUUGAGGUGUUUGUCUGUCAUACCUGUCAUUAUAGAGCAGAACAAGGCUGCACAGCCCGAAGAGGAAAACAUCCAGAUAUUUAAUGGUGACAUCCCAAACCCUGGCAGCCUUUCUGCUGAGCUGCACUGCUGGUCGGUUAAAUGGAGCAAAAAAGCCAAAGGUGAGACAUUUCCUUCCAGUCUCCACGAGACACUGCAGCUGGCAGAUGUCAAGUUCUUUCCUAACGUGCUGGUGAUCCUGAGACUUCUCAGCAUCCUGCCUACCUUGGCUUUCAAGAACAGCUGUGAUGUGGCGUACAGGCACUUCGAGAUGUACGUGAAGAACAUGGCCGACACGUUUGAAUCAAGAAGUCUAGCUGUGCUGAACAUGAACUACGAUGUUGAGUUUGAUCUGGAUGCGAUGGUUGAGAUGUACAUGGAGAUGUACCCAGACAGUCAUGAAGAGUCUCCUGAGCUUCCAGACUGAUCAAGUGGGUUAUUUUCUAGGCCUCGAAUUAAAGUCUGACAUCCUGUUGGUCGUUUUAUUUUAUUUGUGGGGUUCAAAUGUAGAAAUGGCAGGAAUGACACAGUUUUCCAGUCAUGGGUCA